Messenger RNA from Daucus carota subsp. sativus, 1804 nucleotides. RefSeq names its product inactive protein kinase SELMODRAFT_444075. The coding region runs from base 118 to 1602 and encodes 494 amino acids. Lineage: Eukaryota; Viridiplantae; Streptophyta; Magnoliopsida; Apiales; Apiaceae. Gene Ontology annotation, biological process: protein phosphorylation. The transcript is spliced from 6 exons. The record is from RefSeq and is a predicted model, not a curated record. Gene Ontology annotation, molecular function: protein kinase activity; ATP binding.
CUUCAUCCUCACAUUGUAGCUCCCGAGGUUUUUACUGCAACUGAAGCUGGAACAUCAUCAGUUUCAAGUUCUGAUCCAAGUACUUCCCCAUGUUUAAUUCCUGAGAUAAAUAAAGAUAUGAAGAAGGAGCAAUUGCUAGCUGAAAAAUAUAAUUGCCAACUCGAUGCGCUGAGCUCUGACUCAGACAGUGAAAAUAUGUCAACUUCUUCCUCUAGUUUGAGGUUCCAGCCAUGGAUAAAAGACAUUGGCAGCUCUCAACGUCAAUCGUCCACAAGUGAAGAAAGUUCACACAGUUCAAAAUACCACAUUCAAACUAGUACUAUGAGGGCCUUGCACGAGAAGUUCUCUAAACUUGAUCUAAAAACUGGAUAUGGAGCGGAAAACUAUAGACCUGAUAUGGAAUUCAGUGGAGAUGUUAGAGAAGCAAUUUCUCUAUCAAGAAAUGCACCCCUGGGGCCCCCUCCAUUAUGUUCGAUAUGUCAGCACAAGACACCUGCAUUUGGGAAGCCACCAAGAUGGUUCACCUUUGCUGAAUUGGAACUUGCUACUGGAGGUUUUUCUCAAGCGAAUUUCUUAGCUGAAGGAGGCUAUGGGUCUGUUCACAGAGGAGUCCUCCCUGAUGGUCAGGCAGUCGCUGUCAAGCAACACAAAUUAGCAAGUUCUCAAGGUGAUCGAGAAUUCUGCUCUGAAGUGGAAGUUCUUAGCUGUGCCCAACACCGGAACGUUGUAAUGUUGAUUGGAUUUUGUAUUGAGGAUGGUCGGAGGCUACUAGUUUAUGAAUAUAUCUGCCACGGGUCUUUGGAUUCGCAUCUCUAUGGACGUCAUCGAGAUAUAUUAGAGUGGUCAGCGCGACAGAAGAUUGCCUUGGGAGCUGCUCGAGGAUUGCGAUAUUUGCAUGAAGAAUGUAGAGUUGGCUGCAUUGUACACCGUGACAUGCGGCCCAACAAUAUUCUCAUCACCCAUGAUUUUGAACCACUGGUUGGAGAUUUUGGCCUAGCGAGGUGGCAGCCUGACGGGGACACUGGAGUAGAUACUAGAGUUAUUGGAACAUUUGGGUAUUUGGCUCCAGAAUAUGCUGAAAGUGGCCAGAUUACAGAAAAGGCUGAUGUCUAUUCUUUUGGGGUGGUUCUAGUUGAGCUUGUAACCGGAAGAAAAGCAGUGGAUCUUGACCGACCAAGGGGUCAGCAGUGCCUCACAGAAUGGGCACGACCACUCUUGGAGGAAUAUGCAAUUGAUGAGUUGGUGGACCCUCAAUUAAUGGACAAAUAUUCAGAAGAGGAGGUCUAUUGCAUGUUGCAAGCUGCGUCCUUGUGCAUCAGCCGCGAUCCACAGUCACGACCACGCAUGUCUCAGGUGAUCCGGAUACUCGAAGGUGACACAAUCAUGGAAUCAAGUCACAUGUCAACUCCUGGACAUGAUGCACACAGUCGGAGUGGAAGGAUGUACCCAAAUCAUCAGCAGCAACAUGAGCACUUCAGUCCUGCAUCGUUGAAAGAUGCAUUUGACAGCUUUAGUGGAAAGCUUUCCAUUGAUGCUAACAUGAGGCCUGCUUUGAGGGAGAGGAACAGAGGUAGGAGAGCUUCAUGUGAGAAUGAGUUGUAAAGAGAUGACAUCUUAUAUAGAGGAGAGCAAGAAUGUGGCUACAUUACUGAUAUUUUUGGUAAUAUAAUUUUGUCCUCCACAAGUGACCUUGUAUAGGAAGGAGAAUAUAAAGUCUGGUAAUGUUUUGUAAUUCAAGCAAACUGUUGAAAUAUUAUCCAAUGCCAAUUGCUAAGUCAGAUUUGCUACAUCAGCCUUUGUUACA